GAACGGCGAGAUCCAUCUGUGAAGAAAGGCCAUAGCUCUGAAGUCUCGGAAGUCAUCGUCUCUCUCUCUCUCUCUCUUUCUCAGACAAAAAAGCCCUCAGGACUGCCAUUUUUUUUUUCUCGUGGAAGUAAAACUCCGGUCAAAGCUCCUCUCAGCAACCGCCGAUGGCCGGCUUCCGCCUUCCGCCGGAAGACUCGGAGCUCCCUCAGGCGAACCGACCAGCUCUGGCGCCGUCGGAUCUGGUCUCUGACGACGACCGCUCCAUCGCGGCGGAUUCCUGGUCGAUCAAGAGCGAGUACGGGAGCACGCUCGACGAUGACCAGCGCCACGCAGAUGCCGCUGACGCGCUCCUCUCCUCCGGCAAUUUCCGAACUGCCGCUUCCGAUUACAGUUCUGACAAAGAAGUACCAGAUGCUGAUGGAGUCGGGUCAUUGCUGGGUCUUCAAAGUUACUGGGAUGCUGCAUAUGCAGAUGAAUUGGCCAACUUCCAUGAGCAUGGUCAUGCGGGUGAAGUUUGGUUUGGAGGUGAUGUGAUGGAGACACUUGUUUGUUGGACCAAAAGUUUGUGCCUUGAACUUUCUCAGGGUCACUUGCCAACCGAUGUUAAUGAUAUUAAAGAGGAGCCUCAAGAUGAUAAAUACCUGCCUUCUUGGAGUGUCCUUGACCUUGGGACUGGGAAUGGUUUGCUUCUCCAGGAACUUGCUAAGCAUGGGUUCUCUGACUUAACUGGAAUUGACUACAGCGAGGGUGCAAUUGACCUUGCUCGCAGCCUGGCCUAUCGGGAUGGAUUUACCAAUUUUAAAUUUCUGGUUGAUGAUGUUCUUGAGACAAAAUUGGAUCAGCAGUUCAAGCUUGUAAUGGAUAAAGGCACUCUUGACGCCAUUGGACUGCAUCCUGAUGGUACUAUCAAAAGGAUCAUGUACUGGGAUUCUGUCUCAAAGUUGGUGGCUCCUGGUGGCCUAUUGGUGAUCACUUCUUGUAACAGUACCAAGGACGAGAUAGUGCAAGAGGUGGAUGAAUACAACCAAAGGGGAGGCGGGGCAUCCAUCGAAGCAGAGGCACCCAAGGACCCUGAGGCAGCUCGGGAACCGAUAUUCAGAUACCUCAACCAUGUCCGGAGUUAUCCCACCUUCAUGUUCGGUGGGUCGGUGGGGUCCCGUGUUGCCACUGUGGCAUUUCUCCGGAACUGAUACUGUUAUUCCUUUGUUCAUCUUUCUCAUUGGUGGUUCUCCUGUUAUUGAGAACCGUCGCCACCUUGUCACCGGAAGUGAUUGACGAAUCUCAUUAGGAUCACAAACUCCUCACUUGUACUUCACUUUGUUUCUUCUGUCUUGUUUGUUGGGUUUACUCACAGAUUUGAAAUGGAGAAAAAGGCAUUCCGGUUCUGAGAA
Molecule: messenger RNA, 1391 nt
Organism: Punica granatum (pomegranate)
Lineage: Eukaryota; Viridiplantae; Streptophyta; Magnoliopsida; Myrtales; Lythraceae
Source: RefSeq, a predicted model, not a curated record